Messenger RNA from Hippocampus zosterae (dwarf seahorse), 1805 nucleotides. It is a transcript of the gene gpatch3, whose product is annotated as G patch domain containing 3. The record is from RefSeq and is a predicted model, not a curated record. Gene Ontology annotation, biological process: positive regulation of DNA-templated transcription; negative regulation of type I interferon production; negative regulation of RIG-I signaling pathway. Gene Ontology annotation, molecular function: nucleic acid binding. The transcript is spliced from 7 exons. Bases 36 to 1568 code for a protein of 510 amino acids. Lineage: Eukaryota; Metazoa; Chordata; Actinopteri; Syngnathiformes; Syngnathidae.
CAUCGUGGUUUAAAAUAAAUAUUGACGAAAAAAACAUGGCGGACAUACAUGGCGUCUUUCUAGUUGUCAGCAACAUUCCUGCUGCUUUUCACUCGGCGGACCUCCGGAAUUAUUUCAGUCAGUUCAUUGAGAGUGGUGGCUUCAUCUGUUUUCAUUACCGCCACCGGCCAGAGGUGCACCGGGAAUCUCAAACGUGUGGAGACAGCGAGGAAGACGGUGAUAAGUCGUCUGGUAGUAGCGACCUAGCAUCAGCAGCGGCUAAAGACAACUGCAGCAAAACGACUAAGCAGGCCGCCAAAACUUGCUGUUGUGUCGUCUCCGUUCACAACAAACACGCCGACAGAUUGGUGAGAAUGUACGCAGGAAACCAUUGGAUCGACUCCAACGGCAACUGGCUGUCCAGAAGAUGUGUCAUUAAAAGGGUGAAGGUUUCACAACACAAUGAUGAGAAUCAGUUCCCAUACAAGACGAGGUUUGAGCAGCGACACCGGAUGUCCCAAACCGAACACUUCACCUUGUCCGACCUCAAAACUUUAUCAGAACUUAAUCCACCUGCUCUGAUGCAGAAUGGGAAUGUGGGCACAUCAGUCAAAGUUUUCCUACAGCUCAUCCAGUCGUGUCGGCUGCCUCCUCGCCUCAUCCGCAAACUGGGCCUUAAGUUCCCUAAGACUGGCUCCAACCGUCGCUACGGCAACGUGCCUUUUCAGUACCAGGACACUUGCACGCUGCCGGUCACAGAAGAGACUGUUUUAACAGCCGCUGGCCAUGAAAUAUCGGGGCCAGGCACUUUAGCAGCUCGAACAUCAGCACAGAAAAAUCUGGAUGACUGGUGCAAGACAACUGAGAACGAUGAGCCACAAAUAGAUGAAGAGGAGGGCAUGCAGUCAAAUGAAGAUGAUGAUGAUGACUGCUGUGAGGAGUGGGAGCGUCAUGAAGCGUUGCAUGAUGAUGUGACUAGCCAAGAGCGAAGCAAAGAAAGGCUAUUUGAAGAAGAAAUUGAGUUGAAGUGGGAAAAGGGCGGUUCGGGUUUGGUGUUCUAUACUGAUGCCCAGUACUGGCAGGAAGAAGAAGGAGAUUUUGAUGAGCAAACAGCAGAUGAUUGGGAUGUUGACAUGAGCGUCUACUAUGAUAAAGACGGUGGUGACAUGGACGCCCGGGACUAUGUCCGGAUGCGACUGGAGAAAAGGCUUAGGGAUGGUCUUGAAGAUGGAUCUGCACACAAUCAUGCCAUUGGGCGUUUUGAGAGGUUCACUAAGGGCUUUGGCCGCCGCGUAAUGGAGAAGCAAGGCUGGAAGGACGGUGAGGGACUGGGAAGCAGUCAAGCUGGGAUUCCUGAUGCCCUAGAGAAUGAAGGCAAACAUCCACACUGCAAACGCGGGUUUGGCUAUCACGGUGAAAAGCUACCCCUAAAUCCUGGCAAAAAGGCCAGAAGAAACUUCCAUGUAAGUACAAUCUAUGAUGAACCCAAGGACGUUGAUAUGGGGGACUCUUUGCUCAGACGGCAACCAAACAUCAGCAUGAAAUACAGAGGCUGGCAUUCUGGAGGCAGCGUUGGGCCGCGCAGAUGACAAAUGCUGUGUAUUUUUGUUUGAUGUGAGAAUGAAUGGUUGUCUAUGUAUGCCAGUUCAGGGUGUACAGCGCCUCCCCCCAAAGACAGCUGGAUAGGCUGCAGCACGCCCGCUUUGUGAGAAUACGCCGUUCAGAAAAUGGAUGGAUGGAUGGAUGUGUGAAUUUUGGCAGCAUUUAUUACAUGUUAGUCUUAUUUUCCAAGACUUACAUAAUUAAAAUUGAGUACCCUCACUGUU